GUGCCCUCCAUACUACUGUAAAAUUUCCAGUUCCUGCAGAACUUCAUCUCUGCGAAAACCCUAAAAGCAGGCGCUCUGACAGCUCAAAACCCUAGCUCUAGGCUCUAAGCCCUAAACCUAAAUCCUUAUCCUUACCCUUUUCAUAUUUCUGAUUAUAUAAUUCUGGGUGGUGCUUGGAUUGCAGAAAUCCUUCUGUUUUCAUGGCGCUUCAUGGAUCUGGUUUUUUCUGCUUAAAUGCGAUGACUCAAAAGGAAGGCUCAAGUGGUGGCGAAAGCAUCGUAUUGGAUGCGCAAACCUUGGAGCGUGAUCUAGACAUUGCCAUUGCAGAGGAGGACUAUGCCAAAGCAGCACAAAUUCGUGAUAGCCUCAAACUUCUGAUGCAGGACAGUCUAACUUCUGUUAGAACAGCAAAUGCACAAUUCUACGAGGCAUUCAGGAUUGGGGAUUUAGCUGCAAUGCAAGCCCUUUGGGCCCAAAGGAAAGAAGUCUGUUGCGUGCACCCGGGUGCUCGUGGAAUCUAUGGUUACGAAGAUGUUAUGACUAGCUGGGACUACGUGUGGGCAAACUACGAAUUUCCACUAGAGAUUGAGCUGAAAGAUGUUAAUGUUUACGUUAGAGGGGAUGUCGGGUAUGUUUCUUGUGUCGAGUUGGUGAAGACAAAGGGUAGCAGUUGGGGUGGACAGUUUGCAACAAAUGUGUUUGAGAAAAUUGAUGGUAAAUGGUUUAUCUGUAUUCACCAUGCUUCAGUUCUUGACUUGUGAAUUUUACAAACUCAAAUACAUGUAUAAUGUACAACUUCACGGUUUAUAUUGCA
This is a messenger RNA of Pyrus x bretschneideri (Chinese white pear), 814 nucleotides long. Its product is annotated as F-box protein SKIP8-like. Bases 201 to 761 code for a protein of 186 amino acids. Gene Ontology annotation, molecular function: protein binding. The record is from RefSeq and is a predicted model, not a curated record. Lineage: Eukaryota; Viridiplantae; Streptophyta; Magnoliopsida; Rosales; Rosaceae. The transcript is spliced from 2 exons.